AUGGGCUGGAUGAGGGUGAACAAGCUGGAACUUAAUCCUGAUAAGACAGAUGUACUCUGGGUUAGUAGAAAGGCAGACCAGGGGCCUGAGAGCUCCCCUGUUGUAGAAGGGGUUACACUGCCCUUGAGAGGUCACAUUCACAGCUUGGGAGUGCUGCUGGACAUAGUGGUCACCUUAGAAAAUAGGUGGCUGCUGUGGUUCAGAGUUCUUUUGCCAAGAUUCAGCUGGUCUCAGUGUGUCAUCCUUCCAUUUUCUCUUUCCUGUUUUGUAUGGAAUCUGCCCUUGAUCCUGUAUAUUUUCGGUGCUAAUCUAAUGGGUGCUUUGGCCUUCCGAAUCCAGCGUGUACGAAAUGCAGAUGACUGCCAAGACCACACUACGCAUUUCAGACCUACCUUUGCCCUGGCAGGAGAACCCAUGAUCCUACGAUGUCCACCUUUCCGAUACAAAAAUAUGGAUGCUACCAACCUGUCUCUUAAUCUCACUUGGUAUAAAAAUGAUUCAACGACAUUUAUCCCAGCAGGAAGAGGAGAAAAAAGAAUUCUGCCUCAAGGUGACAUGCUCUGGUUCUUACCAGCCUCUCUGCAGGACUCUGGGGAAUAUAUUUGUACUCACAGGAAUUCCUCUUACUGUGCUGACGUGUCAGUUUAUCUACAAGUGUUUGACAAAAGUGCUGCUCGUGAGAUUUCCUUUUUCCAGAAGGCCUUCACGCUCAGCCAUGCAGAGGUGGUCUGUGCUAGCUUGGAAGGUUUUGUACAAAAGAAUACCAGCUAUGAACUCAAAUGGUACAAGGAUUCUACACCAUUGAAUAUAGAUGAUACAAAAUUUAUUGCUUCAAAGGGCACAGAUCACCUCACCAUCACUUCUGUGACCUCAGAUGAUGCGGGCUACUACAGCUGCCAAAUGACCUUUGAACAUGAAACAACACAAUAUAACAUUACCAGGACUAUUCACCUACAGAUACUCGGUAAUAAGCUGAAAAGCAAACCUGUGAUUAUAUAUCCAACAGAGAGGAUUGUACUGGCAGCUAUUGGUUCCCGACUGAUCAUCCCAUGUAAAGUAUAUGUUGCAGCAAGCAAUGAAUUUUAUACGGAUGUCUGGUGGCAGGCAAAUGAUGCAUACAUUGAUUUGGUUUACCGGAAGGGCCGUGUCAUAGAAAGUAAGCGCCAGGAACGUGUUGAAAACAAUGACACUUACAUCGAGGUGUCGCUGAUUUUUGACCCUGUCAAAGAAGAAGAUUUCAAGAUGGAUUUCAAGUGUAUGGCGACUAAUACUCGGGGACAUCAAAUGCAUAUGACUCAGGUCAAACAAGAAGAGCCUAGUCUAUCUUGGUACUUCUCAGCAAUUCCUGUGGCUUUGGUCAUUCUAAUUUUGGGAGGUGUGUGCAUUCACAAAUGCUGGAAGCAACGAUCUGCAAUAGGAUAUAUAUUAACCAAAUUCUAA
Molecule: messenger RNA, 1440 nt
Organism: Euleptes europaea (tarantolino)
Lineage: Eukaryota; Metazoa; Chordata; Lepidosauria; Squamata; Sphaerodactylidae
Gene: IL1R2
Product: interleukin 1 receptor type 2
Exons: 9
Coding region: 1-1440 (479 amino acids)
Molecular function (GO): interleukin-1 binding; interleukin-1, type II, blocking receptor activity
Source: RefSeq, a predicted model, not a curated record